Molecule: messenger RNA, 1587 nt
Organism: Silurus meridionalis
Lineage: Eukaryota; Metazoa; Chordata; Actinopteri; Siluriformes; Siluridae
Exons: 6
Coding region: 199-1401 (400 amino acids)
Source: RefSeq, a predicted model, not a curated record
GAGGAAUGUGGGCGGCCCAUGUCAGAUGCCUUGAAGUAUGCGCAACUAGUUUCAGGCUGCACUUCCUGCUCGGUGCCGUCCGUCAUCACCUGUCAGGUAGGAUAGGUGUUGCACCGAGCACGAACACACAUUGAGAUUUCUCCACAGACAGAACUUGACAGGCUGUGGAACGGUGUGGAUCUGUGAAAUCAGGGACUGAUGAAUCUAUACAGGAGUUUCGGGUGUUUGCUUGAAACCUGGGUGACUGAUGGUUACCCGGUCACACGAUCGACCUCAACAGAGGGUUUGGAAAAAAAUUCGUACUCAAACGGCAGUGACUCUGCUUCUGCAGACUCUCUGAGACUCACAGGGGUCGCUCUUAGGUCUGAAUCAGAAGACUCAGGAGUGGAGCUGCCAUCUGUGCUGAGCCCUAUGACCUCCCAGCACCGUGUUCUGACCUCACAGACUUCGCAGCUGAUCGAGGAUGAUUUACGACCUUCGUCCUCCUCGCCAGCUCUUUCUCACUGCUCGUCAUCCUCGUCAUGUUUCUCAGCGACACGAAAAGGAAGCUUAAAAGCACCUGGAACAGCCGGGCUGAAGGUAGAGGAGGCAUUGCGGAGAACAGAGCCGGCCUGGAGGAGGAGCGUGGACAGUAGUCUUCGGCGUCGGUGUAACACAACUUCUAUAUCCAGCGGAUCUAUAACACCUUUUAUACGCUCACGGGUAGGAAGCGUAGGGCCGGGAAGGCCUUACACUCAGGCAGCUGAUGAGCAGAGAGUGUCAGAAGUCACUCCCAGACUGACACACACACCACAGCUUCCUGUUAUCAGUAACAUAGAGCCAGCAAAGCAGGCUGCAGGUUCCACAGGGCCUGAGUGGGAGCAGCUGCCUCCUGGCUUUCUUUACCUAGAGCAGAUGUGCCGAAUGCUGGAGGAAAUUUCUCGGCUGCAGAAGGAGAACCGAGACCUUCACCUGGUGAUAAAAAACAGCCAAGACAGGAUGGAAGAGACGGAGAUGAAGGCUGACAGCAAACAGAAAGCUGAUAUAACCUCCACAGACUGUGAGAAGCUUGACCUCCAGGAUGCCGAGGAUCAACCGGGACCUUUUUCUGAGGCUUUUUUCCGUAGAAGGAGUGUGUCUGAUACGUGGACUUUUAACAGACAUCGUAAAUCUAAAGCCCCUCGAGCCGAGCACUUCCCUUCUACAGACGUUUUACUGGAAGAGCCUGAAAGCCCAAAGCCAGUAACUGCACAGCCGGUUGAAACGGAGCAGCGGAAGGCGAGUAACAGCCUGAAAGAGAAGAUUAGCUCACUCAGAUGGAAUGAAAAGUCAAAAUCAGCCAAGAGCAGCAGCUCUUCAAAUGAGAAAAAGAGGAUAUUCGGACAGUUGUUCAGGAACAGAAGAAAGACUACACGGUUCUGACCCUAUACUGAGACCAAGAAGUCACAAAUGGACACAAAGGGGACCUUUUUGACACCUAACAUUAGCUUGCCAUUUGUAUAUGUAUAUUGUUUGGAACACAAACUUUAUGAUCUUGAUUAACAGUUGGAAUUUCUAUCUGUAGCGCUUAUUUUUAUCAGGCUGAUUUACUGUAUAUAUAUAUAUAUA